This is a messenger RNA of Zingiber officinale, 948 nucleotides long. RefSeq lists its product as uncharacterized. The record is from RefSeq and is a predicted model, not a curated record. Bases 71 to 736 code for a protein of 221 amino acids. Gene Ontology annotation, molecular function: protein binding. Gene Ontology annotation, cellular component: nucleus. The transcript has 4 exons. Gene Ontology annotation, biological process: regulation of flower development. Lineage: Eukaryota; Viridiplantae; Streptophyta; Magnoliopsida; Zingiberales; Zingiberaceae.
AUAGCAGCAGCAAAGCAGGCGUGCUUGCUCACCCUCAACAGCACUUCCUUCCUCUGUCACCUGUCCAGCCAUGUUUUCUGUCCCCUGUCCGCCCUCCGGCGACCGCCGCCACUUCGCCCAGUUGCCCAUGGUGGUCACUGGCGGCUCCGCUUGUGAAACUGAUUACAACUACCCGGAUAGCUACUCCCGCGGCCAACCAAACUACCAGCGGGCGAUGGAGACGAUCGGAAUGGAAGCGCCGCCGCCGCGGUCGUCUUGCACGCUGCUCCAGCUCGGAGGGUUGGUCUACCGAGGUGGGAUCACCUGCGCCGUUGGGGAAUUUGUGGGCCCAGACAUGACGGAGGAUCAUCGGAAGGAGAGUGGCCUCAUGGUCUGCGAACCAGCGCAGUCAGUGUCGCAGGUAACCCUCUCCAAAGACAAAGUAGGCCUCCGACUAUCACCGGAGGAGAGGAAGGAGAAGAUCCACAGAUACAUGAAGAAGAGAGACCAUAGAAACUUCACCAAGAGAAUCAAGUAUACAUGUAGAAAAACUCUAGCAGAUAGUCGACCGAGAGUCCGCGGGCGAUUUGUUAAGCAUGAUGAGCGAGGUGAGGGAACCAAGGAUGCUGCGAUCGGCAACCAUGACUUCCACAAAGUGGCUGUGAAGGAAGAAGAGAUGCUCGAUUGGGACAUUCUUGCACACAUAAACACUGACAACUCCUUUGAAUGUAGUUGGGCUCUUGAAUCUUGGAUAUGAGCACUUGCACUCUUAUUGUGUACUUUUCAAAAAGAAAAUAAAAAAAUUUAAAGUUAAUUAAUGAAGAUAUAAGAACAAAAUUCCAAAUGCCAAUUUGCUAGCCAAUAUCAAAAUCUCCACUUUCGACUCUAAGGUUUUACAUGUUCUUAACUUGCACUAGCAAUCGCAUCAUAUCGAAUCCUCCUAUCUUUGAAGCCUACGAUCAAACUCUC